Anopheles coustani is the source of this 3816-nucleotide messenger RNA. RefSeq names its product protein kinase shaggy-like. The record is from RefSeq and is a predicted model, not a curated record. The coding region runs from base 1 to 2529 and encodes 842 amino acids. Gene Ontology annotation, molecular function: protein serine/threonine kinase activity; ATP binding. Gene Ontology annotation, cellular component: cytoplasm; axon; nucleus. Lineage: Eukaryota; Metazoa; Arthropoda; Insecta; Diptera; Culicidae. Gene Ontology annotation, biological process: protein phosphorylation; signal transduction; negative regulation of canonical Wnt signaling pathway. The transcript is spliced from 9 exons.
AUGCCUCUAACGCUGCCGGUGGUUUUCCGGCGGCGCAUGGAAAAUCUCAAGCACAACAGUGAGUGCGAGAACGAUGACCAGCGCCACAACCAGACGCUGCCCUCGUUCGUGGACAGCAAAAUCGCCGCCUCCGACUCGGGCGUGUUCCUUUCGAUGCAGGACAUCGAUCGCGAGCUGCCUGGCAGUGCGAGUGGCAGUGUCACCGGAACGGGUCGGCUGCUCUCGACCGGAGGCGGCAACCCAGGCUCGGCAGGGGUACGCACGAAGGAGCGUGUCGGGGCAGCGGGAGGAGGUGGUCUUCAGCACAAAGUGCUGGCACAGCGCGCGCAUAGUGGUGGUGGUGCACAGGGAGCUGAUAACGACGACGUAGAUAACGAGCACGACGACGAGGAGGAGGAGGUGGAGGAAGAGCAGGAUGAGGAAGAGGUGGGCAUCACGCUGCGUCUGACGAAGAAGAAGCCUCAGUCCGAGCUGCGGCUGAUGAAGGAUCGUACCUGCCAGAGUCUGCCGGACGUGAACAGUCCGCGACCGAGAGCACUGCCAAAGGUAGUGACCGCCUGUGAUAGCACCGACACGGAUGGCUUUGUCGAGGACGACCUCGACGAAGAGCCCGCGACGGUACCCGUCUCCGCAGUGAACCGCCGCCCCGCCGGGGGCCAGACCGCCCGCGUGAGACCCAGUGAUACCGGUGGCACGACGAUGCAGCUUCCACCGAAGGUAGAGGUGGAGGUCGAGAAGGAGGAGCAAGCGCAAACCCAGCAGCCGAAGCAACAGAGGACCAACGCCGACGAGCCAACGGCGGUGACAGUGCCUAGUAAUCCCCUGGUGGCCCCUCAGCUGCCAGCGCCACCCGCCUCCGAUCCGAACGUCCUGCAGGUGUUUGCCAUCGAUCCGAAGCUGAUCAACAAGUACGACGGGCUGGAGCAGACGCUGUACUACAUCGACGAGAACGGCAGCCCCAAGAUACGGGAGAAGUACGGCCUGCAGCGCCAGCUGGCCGAGGAGAAGCGCCAGCGGAAGCAGCAGAAGAAACUCGAGCGAGCGGCCAAAUAUGGCGGUUCGCUCGAUGGUGAACCGACGGUGCAGUGUUCCUGCUUCAGCUUUAGUCGGCUGUCGAGGAAGCUCAAGGAGAUGUGUAAGGAUGGCUCCAAAGUGACGACGGUUGUAGCAACACCCGGACAAGGCCCAGACAGACCGCAGGAAGUAUCAUACACAGAUACUAAGAUAAUUGGCAAUGGAAGCUUCGGUGUCGUCUUCCAGGCGAAACUCUGUGAUACGGGCGAGCUAGUCGCCAUCAAGAAGGUGUUACAGGACAAACGAUUUAAGAACCGUGAACUACAGAUCAUGCGACGACUAGAACACUGUAACAUCGUUAAGCUAAAGUACUUCUUCUACUCCAGUGGCGAAAAGCGAGAUGAUUUUCCGUUGGACAUGGGACUGUUUGCCGGUGCCUUGCAGACGCAGAAAGACGAAGUUUAUCUGAACUUAGUGCUCGAAUAUAUCCCAGAAACGGUUUACAAAGUCGCCCGUCACUAUGCGAAGAACAAGCAAACGAUACCUAUCAACUUUAUCCGACUUUACAUGUAUCAAUUAUUCAGAAGUCUCGCUUACAUCCACUCGCUCGGCAUCUGCCACCGUGACAUCAAGCCACAGAACCUGCUGCUCAACCCGGAGACGGCCGUGCUGAAGCUGUGCGACUUCGGUAGCGCCAAGCAGCUGCUGGACGGGGAGCCGAACGUAUCGUACAUCUGCUCCCGGUACUACCGGGCACCGGAGCUGAUAUUCGGUGCCGUCAAUUACACCACCAAGAUCGAUGUCUGGAGCGCGGGUUGCGUGCUGGCGGAACUGCUGCUCGGUCAGCCCAUCUUCCCGGGCGACUCCGGCGUCGAUCAGCUGGUCGAAAUCAUCAAAGUUCUCGGCACGCCGACACGGGAACAGAUCAAAGAGAUGAAUCCCAACUACACGGAGUUCAAAUUCCCACAGAUCAAAAGUCAUCCAUGGCAAAAGGUGUUCCGGACACGCACCCCACCGGAUGCGAUCGCACUGGUUUCCCGGCUGCUGGAGUACACGCCGGGCACCCGAAUCACCCCGAUGCAGGCCUGCGCCCAUCCGUUCUUCAACGAGCUCCGGGAGGGCAGCAAGACCCUGCCGAACGGUCGCGAGUUUCCACCGCUGUUCAACUUCACAGAGCAAGAGCUUGCCAUUCAGCCGAGCCUGAACCUCAUCCUGAGGCCAAGAAACCCGAACGAUCUGGCGUCCAAGGCGUCGUCGAGCGGCUCGAUGGAGGGUGGCAGUGGCAGCGGUAACGGUGGCGGAGCCAGUGCGUCCGGCAGCGGCGUCGGUGGCGGUGGCCCGAACAGCAGCAGCAACAGCGGUGCCGGUGGCAGUAGCAAUAAUGAUCCGAUCAACCUGCCGCAGCAAUCGUGCGGCGGUGCGUCCGGUGGUGUCGGCCCGGACGACAUGACGACGGCGACCGGGGGCGACGGCAGCUCCUGCCAACCGUCCGCGGCCACCUCCUCGAUGGGUUAGCUUUAAUUGUGUAUCUAAAACAAAACAAACAAAAUUCUAUGUAUGAAGCCCUAGCAAAGGAAAGGAAGGAAAGGAAAAUAACACACCCGCAAUCACCACACACAAAACCACAGCUAAAGAGGGAGAGAGAGAGAAAGAAAGAGUGGAAGAGAAAAAGGCAGAAGACGGUCGUGCGUUAAGCAUGCGACGGGCAUAAAGAUCAUGAAGUGUGGAAAUUAAUGUUAAAAAUAUAUAUAUAUAAAUAUAAAUUAAUAUAUAUAUAUAUUUAUAUAUAAAAUUUAUAUCUAGCAGCCACUUUCGCUGUUGAACAACAAAAUUACGUGAACACAGCUAUGCAUCAACAAUAUUGGGGGUGGGCGCAACACAACAUAGACUAGUGCAGCAGUAAAUAGAUCCAUGUAUGUGUAUGUGUGCCUGUGUGUCUGGGUGUGUGUGUGUGUGUGUGCGUGUGUGGGUGGGUGGGUGUUUGUUCGUGCGAGGCAGCAGGCACGUAAGUUGAAUGUUAAGAUAUUUCAAAAACAUCUAUUGGAGGUGUGAAUUUUAAUUAUUAUUUAAAAAAGUAAAAGCGCCGUAAAAUUUGUGUUUGUUUUUUUUUCUUCUUUUGUUGUGUGUCAGGGAAAGGCAACGAAAUGCUGGACGAAAUAGGUUUAGUCGUUUGUUCAUUUUAGGGGGUUUUCGUUUGUUUUUUUAAAUACUCUUUUUACGGUCAACCUAUCCCCACUGUUCGGAAAGCGUGUUGUUUUCUUCCUCUCUCCCUCUGCCGGUACCAUGUUUGGCAGUAGAAUGCCCACAAGCCGAAGAGCCGGGCAGUUGUUCAUGCUGCAAAAGCUUGACGCAAACUGAAAAACCAGCAUGUCAGCACAUUUUAAUUGUGCGACCGAGAGGUAUAAUGUUGAGGAACGGUUAUAACGUCAACCAAUAGAAUCAGGUCUCUUUUGUUUUACCGGAAGUAAGCGAAAUCCCACGAAGAAAGAUAGAGCAACACCUAGAAAAAGAUGCACAUAUAAAAUCCGCAUGCACACACACACACAUGUGCACAUUCUCUCAUACACACGCAUACUUCACCAUUGUUUAACUGCUAAAAGAAAAGAAAAGAUUUGCCGGGAAAGCGAAGCAUAAGAAAAACGACCCGGUUUAAUAAAACCCGGAAUAACGAGUAGUGUAUAGAUGGGCACACAUUCUCUAAUUUCCUUUUUUUUUUGUUGUUGUUCUGUGACCAUGAUGUCGAAACUAAUGCAUAUAAUCGGUAGAUAAUAAAAACACACCCCCUCUUUCUAAACCACCUUC